UAUGCUUCACUAACAUGAUUAUAAUAUUUCAGGUGCUUGACACCUUCAAAUACCGUAAUCGUGUCUCCUAUAUACUAUGUCAUGUUUACAACACUUGCAAUAAUCGCCACUGUAAUAAUGUUCAAGGAUUGGGAUGGCCAAAGUUUUUCAACUAUUAUGUCAGAAAUAUGUAGCUUUAUUGUUGUACUCUCUGGCACAAUAAUGUUACAUCUGACCAAGGACUUCGAGAGAAGCCAUUCUUUUAGAGGUGGUGGCUUGCCUUCUUCGCCUACAUUAUCUGUCCGGUUUUAUACCGGAAAUGAGGACUCGCUACUUAAGGAAGAUGAAGAGAACAAAUCUCCUGAGGAUAUGUGCUCAAGAAGACAAGAUUUAUGUUAGAUGGUUUUAUAUGACAUAGUAAAGGUCUUAAUUAGGAGAAGUUGAAUCUUUCUCUGGGAAACUGAAUAAGAAUCUCAUCGUAUACCAAUACAAUGCAGCUGCAGGUAGUAAUGUAACCAUAGAAUGAUGGGAGGUUUCCGAAGCUAUUCUUUCAUGGAUUUAAUUGAUAUGCACUAACAGUGUAAAUAUUUUUCACUCUGUCAAUCAAUCAUAACCAUUGGAUCAAUAAAAAUAUUUGACUUCCAAUCAUAUAUACCUUAAAAGUUAUACAAUUGAUGGUUUGUGAUUGGUUAAUAGUGUAAAAAGUUUACAUUGACAGUGUAUCAAAAUCAAUCUCUUUCUUUUAUUAUCAGCAUAUCGGGAAUCUCAUCGACCUAAAUUUUUAGUCUGUGCUUUGCAAGGUGCAUAGUGUACAGUGUGUCCUCAGUUGCUUGUGUUAGAUAAGGUCAUUGGAUUGAUAUUAUUUCUAUCUGCAUAUAUACGUUUUUCUUAGAUUGAGAUUAGUUCUCUUUUUGAGGCUAUUUUUACUUGAAUGAAGAAAGGGAGGAUAAGAUUAAUUUGUUAGAACCGUAUACAUAUGAUGAUUUUGUUUGGCUUUUAUAAUAUUUAUGGUUUU
This is a messenger RNA of Medicago truncatula (barrel medic), 994 nucleotides long. Its product is annotated as probable magnesium transporter NIPA7. The coding region runs from base 82 to 378 and encodes 98 amino acids. Gene Ontology annotation, biological process: magnesium ion transport. Lineage: Eukaryota; Viridiplantae; Streptophyta; Magnoliopsida; Fabales; Fabaceae. The transcript is spliced from 3 exons. Gene Ontology annotation, molecular function: magnesium ion transmembrane transporter activity. Gene Ontology annotation, cellular component: membrane. The record is from RefSeq and is a predicted model, not a curated record.